Messenger RNA from Symbiodinium sp. CCMP2592, 858 nucleotides. The record is from the annotation of a GenBank genome assembly. NCBI's taxonomy places the organism in Eukaryota, Dinophyceae, Suessiales, Symbiodiniaceae.
AUGGCUAGCACGGUUUCGUACUACUACGUGCGCACGGCUCCAAGGGCCGCGCCAGCCGUCGUGACGACGCCAGUGAUACAGAUCUACGUCGUGCCACGAGCCGUGGUGGCGGCGACACCGCCGGCGGGCCACCAGUCCUUCUGGCCCAAUUUUCCCGUCAAGGCUGCCAACGUGCCCUUGACACGACCCGUGGCUGCCGCCACCAGGUCGCUGGCGCCUGGCCCAGCGAAGAUGGAGCACAUGCAGGUCCGCGUGGUGCAGACGACGGCGAACACCGUCGUCUCUGCACCCAGGCGCUUUGUCCCUGGCCCACCGACCAAGGAGUCCUUGCAAGGCUCGCUUGUGCAGACUGCGACGAAGACCGUCGUCUCUGCACCGAGGCCUGCGACUGGCGCCGGACUCGUGGGGCCGAACCUCGAAGUGCCCCUGAGCCAGGGGGUGGAGAAGCUCGCGCCUCUGGAGGUGGACGAACUCCUCCGCGCAGGGCAGUGCUUGGUCGUGGACGUGCGGGCGGCAGACCGGGCCUCUGGCCACAUCAAGGGGUCGGUGCACGAACCCACCAGCUUUCAGGCUCCCCUUUUGAAUCGGGUGCCGGAGCUGGUGGCGAAGUUCUCGAAGGAGAAGCUGGUCAUCUUCCACUGCCAGUACUCCAUGCACCGUGGCCCCCAGUGUGCAAACUGGUAUCGCCAGCAGGCGCCGACUUCGCAGCGAGUGGCCGUGAUGGAGGGUGGCUUCCGCGGCUGGGAACGCCAGCGAUUGCCGGUCGUCCACGAGCAACCCAUGGAUGCCCAAGUGCAGGCGAAGGCAGACGUCUAUGCGCUCUCGAUGGGAAGGCGUGUGGCAGGCGCUGGCGCGUGA